UUCUCUUUCAUUUCCAUCUCUCAUUCACUGAAAAGUCUAUAAAUAUAGUAGUCAUCACUUUAUCCAUAUCCUUCACUUUCUAACACAAUUUCUUCUCCUAUGGCUUCCUUAGCUUUAAACGCAGAAGCUCCCGAAUUUCACCCCACCAACCAAGUUCAAAAACUUCAACCUCCAUACCUCACUUUUUCUCCUCUCAGACAUCAACCUUCUUACCCUUUUUUCUAUUACUACUACCCUACUGCCACAAAGCAUCACUUUCACUCAUCCACCUACUUCUCCUUUCGCUUUCACACAAACCAACAUAUCACCACCGCAACUCCCUCUUUCCCGCCAUCUAGCGGUAUGAUUAAGGAAAUAGCGGUGGAGGCGGCAUCUUCAGAGGGUAAUGCUAAUGGUUCCAAACAGGUUUUUAGUGAUGGAGAUAUGGAAGACCGUCGUUCUCACAGAUUCAGAAUCCCGAGGCUUCAGUGGAGGAGGAAGGGAGUAGAUGGUGCUGAAAAAUAUCCUAACCUUAAGAGUGAGAGUCAGAGAAAGAAUCAUCACAAAAAAUAUGUUAAUAUCUAUGAACAACACUCUAGGGCUUCCACCGACAGGAAGAAUAAAGGAAGUGUUUUUCCAGUUGUUCCAGUUCGUCCGGACGGAGAUGAAACAACUGUUAUGAUAAGAAACAUUCCUAGCAAAUACAAGUACGCUUCUUUCUUUCUUCCUUGA
Molecule: messenger RNA, 711 nt
Organism: Vicia villosa (hairy vetch)
Lineage: Eukaryota; Viridiplantae; Streptophyta; Magnoliopsida; Fabales; Fabaceae
Exons: 1
Coding region: 100-711 (203 amino acids)
Source: RefSeq, a predicted model, not a curated record